This is a messenger RNA of Iphiclides podalirius (scarce swallowtail), 1149 nucleotides long. The record is from the annotation of a GenBank genome assembly. NCBI's taxonomy places the organism in Eukaryota, Metazoa, Arthropoda, Insecta, Lepidoptera, Papilionidae.
AUGGCAUCAGAAAGAGACAUUCAGAACUUCUUUAACUGUACCCAAAAUAUUUUGGGUCGUGACGCUUCAUGGGAUAACCUUAAUGUAUCGCAAUUACUGGAUCUGCUGCCAAAACAGAUUCUCGAGGAUAUUAACUUGAAAGUGACACUUGGGAACUGUAUGGGCCUUGGACGUCGACCGUAUAGUCCACCAUGGUGGGGACAAUUUGCGUGGUUCAUCCUAUUUGCCAUCAUGCUGCUUCUUGCAAUAGUUGGCAAUACCUUGGUUAUUUGGAUCGUUCUAGCUGACCUCCUUAUGGCAACUUUGAAUGGAGCUCCAAAUUUCAUCUUUCUAGUCACCGCGAAUUGGCCCUUUGGUUCUAUUACUUGUCGAGCGAGUAACUUCACGGCUAAUCUUACGGUGUCAGCAAGUGUCUUCACUCUAAUCGCCAUCACCGUUGAUCGGUACGUGGCUAUAGUGAAGCCCCUACAACAUAGACUCAGCAGAAGAGUCGCGCGUGCUGCAUUAUUCAGCGUGUGGUUCUGCAGUGCCCUGCUAGCUUUGCCAUCGUUACUGUACUCGGACACUUACACUAAAAAAUACAUAAAUGGUGAGCGGGAGAUAUGCUUCAUUAAAUGGCCCGACGGCAGUUAUCCCACUUCUAAGGCAGAUUACUGCUAUAAUUUAGUAUUCUUGUCCGUGACAUACGUGGUACCGAUGUCUGUCAUGGUGUGGGCUUAUGCCAGAAUGAGUUCAGCAUUACGAGGUCACGCUAUUGGAGAAUGCACGCAUCAUCAAAUGCAGAUAGUUCGAGCCAAACGUAAGGUAGUGCGCAUGUUUGUUCUGGUCGUUAUGGUGUUUGCCCUGUGCUGGCUGCCCUACCACGCGUACUUUGUGCUGGUCUAUCACCAUCAAUCGCUUGCAUCGGCACCAUUCGCCCAGCACAUUUACCUGGCGUUCUACUGGUUUGCAAUGGCAAAUUCCAUGUUCAACCCCCUAAUAUACUAUUGGAUGAGCAAUAAGUUUAGGGUCUAUUUUCGCAUGGUGCUUUGCUGGUGUCGUUCAGUGAAGGAUUCUACGCCUGAUCACACGACAAAACAAUUUGAAAUGAACAAAUCGUUCUCCGUGAGCCAAAGACAUUUUCAUGGUACAUCAACAUGCACGCGGGCA